AUGGCUAGAAUCCUAAAACCAUCCAAGUGGUUCUCUAACAAAGGUCUUAAACUUAGGUCAAGAUCUUCCAAUUCAUCAUCAUCACCAUUAUGCUCGCCAAAGAAUAACAAGAAUGAAGAUGAAAUGGGAUUAAGAGAGGUUUUCAAUUACUUUGAUACUGAUGGAGAUGGAAAAAUUUCAGCCUAUGAAUUAAGGUCAUAUUUUGGGUCAAUUGGUGAGCACAUGUCUCAUGAGGAAGCUGAAAGGGUGAUUCGGUAUCUCGAUGCCGACGGCGACAACUUGUUGGAUUUCAAUGAUUUCAUUAAGUUGAUGAAAGGUGAAGAAGGAAGUUGUGAUGAUAAAGAUCUUAGAAAGGCUUUUGAAAUGUUUUUGUGGGAAGAGAAAGAAGAUUGUAUUACACCAAAAGGGUUGCAAAGAAUGUUGCAACGUCUGGGAGAUGAAAGGUCUUAUGAAGAGUGUGUGGUUAUGAUUGAUGCAUUUGAUAUUGAUCAUAAUGGAGUUCUUGAUUUCAAUGAGUUUCAUCAAAUGAUGGCUUAG
Messenger RNA from Lathyrus sativus (Indian pea), 537 nucleotides. NCBI's taxonomy places the organism in Eukaryota, Viridiplantae, Streptophyta, Magnoliopsida, Fabales, Fabaceae. The record is from the annotation of a GenBank genome assembly.